Messenger RNA from Parascedosporium putredinis, 1974 nucleotides. The record is from the annotation of a GenBank genome assembly. NCBI's taxonomy places the organism in Eukaryota, Fungi, Ascomycota, Sordariomycetes, Microascales, Microascaceae.
AUGUCGUCUCGAGUGGUAGCUGCGCUACCCUAUAUCGCGUCCCUCUGCGCGGUGGCCUCGGCCCAGCAGAUUGGUACUGCCAUCCCCGAGGUGCAUCCUCGUUUCCCCACCUUCCACUGCACCACCGAUGGAGGCUGCGUUGAGAAGUCUACGUUCCUCGUCACGGAUGCCCUGGCGCGGUCGUUCCAUGCCGUCGACGACAUGGACAUCAAUUGCGCGGAGAAGCCUUUCGACGCCACCAUCUGCCCUGACGAGGCGACCUGCGCGCAGAACUGCGCGCUGGAGGGCAUCGACUAUGCCAGCAUUGGUGUCCUGACCAGGGGCACGUCUCUGACGAUGAGGCAAUACCUAUUCGAUGGCCAAGAGUACAGCAGGGUCAGCCCGCGCGUGUACCUGCUGGCCGAGGACGAGGAGACAUACGAGAUGAUGAAGCUCGUCAACCAGGAGCUUAGCUACGACGUGGACGUUUCGCAGCUCGCGUGCGGCAUGAACGGGGCUCUGUAUCUCUCGGAGAUGGAUCCUACGGGGUCCAAGAGCGCUACAAACGUGGCGGGCGCCGCGUACGGCACGGGUUACUGCGAUGCCCAAUGCUUCGAUGUUCCGUGGAUCAACGGCCUGCCCAACAUGAACAGCUCGGGAGCAUGCUGCAACGAGAUGGACAUCUGGGAGGCCAACUCGCGGGCUACGGUCUACACGCCCCACACCUGCAGCGGUGUGGGCUCCUUCCUCUGCGCGGGAGAUGACUGCACGGCUACGGGAGUUUGCGACAAGGCGGGCUGCGGUAUCAACCCGUUCCGCAGCGGCGACGACGGCACGGCGACGGGCACGCUCAGCGAGAUCCGGCGGUUGUACGUGCAGGAUGGCAAGGUGCUAGAGAACCACCCGAUCUCGACCGAUGCCACGGACCCGGGAUUCCUGACGGAAGAAUUCUGCACGGAUCACAACGCGGAGCAUUUCCUCCGGCUCGGAGGCAUGAAGGUCAUGGGCGAGUCUCUCCAGCGCGGCAUGGUGCUCAUCUUUAGCAUUUGGAACUCGGACGGAGACUUCAUGUCGUGGCUCGACAGUGGCGAGUCCGGCCCGUGCCUGGAAGGCGAGGGUGAUCCUAAGAAGAUUUUGAUGGCUCGGCCGGACGUCUCGGUCACCUUUUCCAAUGUCAGGUGGGGGACAUUGGUUCGACUUUCGACUCGGCCGGCGCGAAGCAGGUACCGGGUCUUGUCUCUGCCGCCCCGCCAUGGAGCAACCGGGUGCAGCUGGCGAUUCCAGCCCCGCGGCCGUGACGGUGGCGGCGGCGGGAAGCCUCGCGCCCUCCGUGACCGUUGGGCUUUUGGCACUGGCGGCGGCCGCGCUUUUCCUCCCUCGCCGGAACGGCACGCGGCCCCCGACGUCGGGGGCGCCACGCUCAUGGGCUUAGAACGGUUCCAGGAAGCCGGAUGGGAGCCCAAGGGGUGCGGCGCGGGACCGGGCCAGGCGGGCAACGGGUCGCUGAUGCGGUGUCUGCCCACGGGCCUGUUUGAGAGCGACGAGGACAAGAUUGUGCGGGACUCGAUGGGCAUCUCGGCCCUAACCCACGACGACGAGCGGUGCACCGUCAGCUGCGCCGUGUACAACCUCAUGGUGAAAGCGCUGGUCGAGGGCCGGUCCGCCGAAGAAGCCAUCGAGGCGGGUGUCGCGGCCGCGCGCCGACUCGAAGGCGACCGACCCAGCGGCGUGGCCGACGCCAUCGAGCUGGGCCGACGGGUAUCGCUGGCGGAGCUGGCGGAGCGAGGCCCGCGCGAGUUUGCGGGCAAAGCGUCGGGCUACGUGCUCGAGUCGCUCGCCAUCGCGGUGGCGGCGCUGCGGGACGGACGGGCCCUCGAAGACGUGCUCGUCGACGUGGUCCGCAUCGGCAAGGACACGGAUACCAACGCCGCCAUCGCGGGGGCUCGUGGGGGCCCGCGACGGGCUGGCGGCCGUGCCGGAGCGGUGGAGGCGUAA